Triticum dicoccoides is the source of this 1586-nucleotide messenger RNA. RefSeq names its product UPF0481 protein At3g47200-like. NCBI's taxonomy places the organism in Eukaryota, Viridiplantae, Streptophyta, Magnoliopsida, Poales, Poaceae. The transcript has a single exon. The record is from RefSeq and is a predicted model, not a curated record. Bases 115 to 1401 code for a protein of 428 amino acids.
GAUCGUGGCCGCGGCGUUCAAUUUCGACGCGCGCUUCCCUCUUUAAAGCCCCUUGCCGGCGCCUCGCCGCGCAGUGUGUUGUGUCCUCCCCAAGUGCGCGCGUUCGCUCGAUCCAUGGCCAUGGAGGACGACGAGAACGCGACCCAGAAGAGCCGCUUCUUCCGCGACGCGCGCGUGGAGGCCAUGCAGCGGCGCGUGGACGAGGUGCACGCGGAGGCCGAGGACCCCUGCACCAUCUUCCGCCUCCCCGCGGCCGUGCGCGAGCGCCACCCCGACCUGUACGAGCCCAAGGUCGUGUCCGUGGGGCCCUACUACCACGGCCGCGCCGGGCUCGCCGCCGCGCAGCAGCACAAGUGGCGCCUCCUGCGCGACUUCCUGUCGCGGGCAAACGGGAAGGGGCUGGGCGCCUACUUGCGCUGCGCGAGCGCGCUCGAGGCCGACGCGCGGCGGUGCUACGCGGAGGGGUUCGACGCCGUGGGAGCCGACGACUUCGCGGAGAUGCUGGUGCUCGACGGCUGCUUCCUGCUCGAGUUCUUCCUGCGGAAGGGCGAGGGCCAGCUCGCCGCGCCCGGGGGCGCCAAGUGGGCGUGGCAGCACAUGUACCACGACGUCCUCCUGCUCGAGAACCAGAUCCCCUUCUUCGUCGUCGAGAAGCUGCACGCCAUCGCCUUCCCCGGCGAGGACGGCAGGCCCGACAGCGAGGGGCUCCUCGACAUCUUCUGCAAGGCCCUGGCCGGCGACCUGCCGUCGAGCCGCGCCAUCCGGCCGCGGAGCGGCAAGACGAUACACCACCUCCUGCACCUGCACUACGAGUGCAACGUCCGCAGCGCGUCCGCGGACGCCAGCGACGCCAAGGGGCGCAGCAACGGCAAGGCCGACGCCAACGGCGCCUCGUCGCUGGCCGUGUGGAAGCAGUCGCCGGUCCCGUCCCCGCGCUCCAGCGACGGCGCCGUGAUGGGCCGGCUGACGUCGAUGGUCCCGCAGGCGGCCAAGAUGGAGGAGGCCGGCGUGACGUUCAAGAGGAAGGCGACCCCGCGCGACAUGUUCGACGUGAGCUUCCGGUACGGCGUGCUGCACAUGCCGGCGUUCGUGGUGGACGAGGCCGCCAAGGUGCUGCUGGCCAACCUGGUGGCGUUCGAGCAGGGCGGCGGCCGCGCCGCCAGGCAGCUGGACGGGGGCAACCUGGUGACGGGGUUCGUGGCGCUGGUGGGGUCCCUGGUGAACACGACGAGGGACGUGGAGGUGCUCCGGCGGUGUGGCGUCAUGCACUGCAUGCUCACCCACGACGAGGCCGUCAGGUACUUCAGCCACGUGGUGCAAUACACGACCAUGGACUACGACCGCCACCUGCUCGCCUGCUUGUUCCGAGACAUCCGAGAGCACUGCCAGUGGAGCCGAUGACCGAUCGUGCGCACGUAGCUGAUUCUUUGCUCGACUAUUAUUAAGUCGAUCUCCACCACUUUGUUUCUGCUCUACAUGCCAAUACGUUUCCUUUUUUCUGUUCUACUCUCUUUUUUUCCAAUGGUUACUCUACUCUCUCUUGUCACAAAAUAUAAAGAUGUACUCCCUCCAUCGCAAGGUGUAUU